Molecule: messenger RNA, 2249 nt
Organism: Clarias gariepinus (North African catfish)
Lineage: Eukaryota; Metazoa; Chordata; Actinopteri; Siluriformes; Clariidae
Gene: plek
Product: pleckstrin
Exons: 9
Coding region: 117-1175 (352 amino acids)
Biological process (GO): actin cytoskeleton organization; intracellular signal transduction
Cellular component (GO): plasma membrane
Source: RefSeq, a predicted model, not a curated record
UUCUCAGUGUACACUCAGAGUAUCAUUUAGGCACCAAAAAAAUAAAAGCUGCCGCUUGGUGCUGAGGUCUUCACACACUUAACAAUAUUCGCCUGGAGUAAGCACAGCCAGCAGCUAUGGAGCCCAACAUCAUCAGAGAAGGUUAUCUGGUAAAAAAGGGCACUGUGCUAAAUUCUUGGAAAGUAGUGUGGGUGGUGUUAGCAGAUGACGGAAUAGAGUUUUACAAGAAGAAGACAGACAGCAGCCCAAAGGGCAUGAUUCCAUUAAAAGAAGCCACGUUGACAAACCCGUGUCAGGACUUCAGCAAAAGAACGUUAGUGUUCAAGGUAACCAGUGAAAAGAAACAGGAUCAUUUUUUUCAAGCAACCCACCUGGAGGAAAGAGAGGCAUGGGUUAAAGACAUCAAGAGAGCCAUCAGUUGCUUGAACGGUGGAAAAAAAUUUGCCAGGAAAUCUACCAGGAGGUCAAUUCGAUUGCCUGAAACGGUCAACCUGAGUGAGCUGUAUAUUUUGAUGAAAGACCAAGACAAGGGAAUUAAAGAAAUGAAAGUGGAGAAAGACAAGAAGCUUUUCAACCACUGCUUCACUGGUGACACAGUGAUUGACUGGCUGAUCUCGCAGGGGAAAGUAAGGAACCGGGCUGAGGGUGUGAUGCUGGCCACUGGGCUGCUGAAUGAGGGCUACCUACAGCCAGCUGGAGAUAUGUCCAAAGCAGCAGUGGAAGGCAAUGCAGAGUCUGCAUUCCUAGACCAGCCAGAUGCUCUAUACUACUUUGCAGAAAGUGGCUUCUUCUGUGAAGGUUACUCAAGCGAUGAGGAUGUGAUAUUGAAGGAAGAGUUCCGAGGAGCCAUAGUGAAACAAGGUUGUUUAAUGAAACAGGGCCACAGGCGAAAGAACUGGAAAGUGAGAAAAUUUAUCCUGAGAGAUGAUCCUGCAUAUAUCCACUACUAUGACCCCACUAAGGGUGAGGAGGAUCCUCUUGGCUCGAUUCACUUGCGUGGAUCUGUUGUGACUGCGGUGGAUUAUGUACCAGAUGCUAAGAAGCAUGAGAUCGAGGGCAACUUGUUUGAGAUCAUUACUUCAGAUGAGAUACACUACUACCUGCAGGCAGCUACAGCUGAAGAACGCAAUGACUGGAUCAGAGCUGUUCAAGCUGUUUCAAAGUCUGGAAAAUAACUGCAUAAAACACUUCAAUUCAAAAGGAUCCUGAUGAAAAAAGGGACUCUGGAUAACAUACUAUGUACCUUUAUGUCAUACAUAUACACAUACAAAAUAGCCAUGUUUCACUUUUUGCAUAGUAAAUGUGAUAUUCCCUUUGAAACACAAAAAAGGUUAAGAAAUGGAUACACCAUAGAACAUGUGUAAAAAUAAUUGUGUAUUAUUCGUUAAUUCUAGUCCAAAAGGGGAAAAAAAGUCUAAAAGUGGAAACUGUUGAAAUCUUUGCCGGCCAGCCACUUCCUGUUUCUGUGACCAAACACAUCACUUCCUGUCUGUCAAUAUUCCUGCCACUCUGUGGUUAGCCUCAUGAAUGUCAUCUUACACUUCUUAUCAAGCGCACAAACCAGCUCCAUAUAUGGCAUUUUAAGGGAAGGGUGCACGUUUAGUACCACAACAAUUCUCAUGUAAGCCUCUAAAACUAAAAUAUCACCAUAUAAACAGGCAAUUGUGGUACACAUUUAAAUAAGGAGACUAAUAUUUGAAGAUGUUUGCAGGGUGUGAUGAGUGUCAAGGUUACUCAACUGUUUCCUUGCAUGUACAGGGUUUACAUCUAGGACUUUUGUGUUAAAGGCUAAUUUUUAAAUUGCCCAUAGCGUAUGAUUGUUUGUGUAACUGUGUAUGUGUGUGUGUGUGUGUGUGUGUGUGUAUGUGUGUGUGUGCUUGUGCCAUGGGUGGGGUGUCAUCAUCCAUGGUGUCGCCAUCCUUUUGCCCCAUCAACCUUAAACAGGAGUACAGAGACUAAAUAAAUGAAUUGUUUGAGGUUAUGAGUAAGGUUUAAAAAGGAGAGUGUCCAAAUUGUCAGGUUUUAAGAUUAAUUAAAAGAAAAAUUAUUGCUUGUUGUGUCCACCGCACAUUACGCCCACUUACCGGCCAAGCCCGAACAUCACACACGUGCAUGCACGAUGUCUGAAGAUCUAGUUUUAUUUUAGUUUAUUAAGGAUAAAGAGACUUUAUUCUAAUUGUAGUGGUAUAAUGACAUUUGUUUGGUAGCUCUCAGACACAAGCAGCAUUAUUAAAAAAUCUUACAUUAUG